AUGACAAUACUGCAGAAUGAGAACAAAGGCAUGUGGUCCCUCUGGCCCCUCCACCAGCUACUGAGGGUACAGGAGCACGAAUCCACUCUCUUUUCUCCACAUCUGUCCCCAGAGUACACAGGGAUCAGACUGGUGAAUGGCAGCACAGUGUGUGCGGGGAGGGUGGAGGUCCAGGUGCUGGGGACCUGGGGGACCCUCUGUGCCUCCCGCUGGGACCUCUCGGAUGCCCACGUUCUCUGUCAGCAACUCAACUGCGGGUUUGCUGAGUCCAUUCCUGGAGGAGAAUAUUUUGGGAGAGAAACUGGCCCUGUCUGGAGAGACUCAUUCCACUGUGACGGGACUGAAGCCCUCCUGCAACAGUGCCCAGUGACCACCCUGGGGGCCUCACCGUGCUCCCAAGGGAACGCUGCUGCUGUCCUUUGCUCAGCCGGCUUUGGAUCCCUGCGGCUGGUGGGCGGAGGGAGCCGGUGCGACGGACGAGUGGAGAUCUUCCAGGAUGGGGAGUGGGGCAGAGUCCUGGAUGAGCAGUGGGACAUGCAGGAGGCCAGCGUGGUGUGCCGGCAGCUGCAGUGCGGAGAGGCAGGGACAGCCUACAACCCCCCAAAGCCUGAGCGAGGGACGGGCCCCCGACUGGGGUUUCCACCCGCUGCAGGGAGCCGGCGGGUCCGGCUGGUGAACGGGGCCGGGCGCUGUGCAGGGAGAGUGGAGAUCUACUCCCAGGGCAUCUGGGGGACUGUCUGCGACGACGGCUGGGACCUGUCUGAUGCCGCCGUCGUUUGCCACCAGCUGGGCUGCGGAGAGGCAGUGGAGGCAGCCGGCUCCGCUCGCUUCGGGGAAGGCUCCGGGCAGAUCUGGCUAGAUGGUGUGAACUGCUCCGGGGCCGAAGCUGCUCUCUGGGACUGCCCGGCUGGGCCCUGGGGGCAGCACGACUGCGGGCACAAAGAGGAUGCGGGAGUCAUCUGCUCAGAGUUCGUGGCCCUGAGGCUGGAGAACAGCGACGGCUGCUCCGGGCGCCUGCAGGUUUUCUACAACGGGACAUGGGGGAGCAUUUGCUCUAACUCCAUCACUGACAACACGGUGACACUGGCGUGCAAGGAGCUGGGCUGCGGGGACGGAGGAUCCCUGGAAACACGCCUGCCCUCUGGCAGGGUGUCUGGCCCUGCCUGGCUGGAUCGCGUGCAGUGUGGGGAGACAAACAGCUCUUUCUGGCAGUGUCCCUCCACACCCUGGAACCCACAGUCAUGUGAAUACCUGGAAGAGGAGAUCCGCAUCACCUGCAAUGCCAGGGAGAAGAUUCGUGCCGUGGGAGGCAAGGACGGGUGCUCGGGCAGAGUGGAGGUCUGGCACCGUGGCUCCUGGGGGACGGUGUGCGACGACUCGUGGGACAUGCAGGAUGCCGAGGUGGCGUGCAGGCAGCUGGGCUGUGGCCCUGUGGUGUCUGCCCUGCAUGAGGCUGCGUUUGGGAUGGGGACGGGCCCCAUCUGGCUGGAGCAGGUGGAGUGCCGGGGGACGGAGCCGUCCCUGCAGGACUGCUGGGCCCGGCCCGGGGACAGCGGGGCUUGCCGGCACAAGGAAGAUGCUGCCGUGCGCUGCUCAGAUCCCACCCGAGGCCAUCAGAGCAGCAGCGGGAGAGUCUCAGUGCCCGUCAUCAUGUGCAUCAUCCUGGGGACCCUUGUCUGCCUGCUCCUGGCCCUCCUGGCUGGGCAAGUGCUGAGCGCCAGGGCUGGGCGCAGAGGCUCCAGCAGAGCCCAGGAGCCCUUCCCCGAGGCUGUGUACGAGGAGAUCGGGUACAGCCCAGCGUGGGAGAAACGGGCCAGGUUUGAUCGCUCAGGUGGGUGUGGGUCUUCCCUGGAGGCACAUCUGCAGGACCCAUUCCUCUGGCCCCAACCCAGAGCUGACCCUCUUAAGCCCCCCAGCCUGUGGUGCCUGUAG
Tyto alba (common barn owl) is the source of this 1932-nucleotide messenger RNA. RefSeq names its product antigen WC1.1-like. The record is from RefSeq and is a predicted model, not a curated record. NCBI's taxonomy places the organism in Eukaryota, Metazoa, Chordata, Aves, Strigiformes, Tytonidae. Gene Ontology annotation, cellular component: membrane.